Molecule: messenger RNA, 779 nt
Organism: Leptopilina boulardi
Lineage: Eukaryota; Metazoa; Arthropoda; Insecta; Hymenoptera; Figitidae
Exons: 4
Coding region: 71-610 (179 amino acids)
Source: RefSeq, a predicted model, not a curated record
ACAAUGAAUAGUUAAACAUUGCAUUUUUAGGGUUCUUACAUCAGUUUUAAAUUAUAUUAACAUUAACAAAAUGAAUUUAACGAUACGUAAAGUAUUUUUUUUUAUUUCGAUUUUUGCUGCUAUCAACAUUAUAGACGGUUUCAUUAGAACUGUAACUCCAAUUUAUGCAAAUUUCAUGACAAAACAUGAUCCUGAGGGUGUAAGUGUAACAAGAAUUAACAAAACUACAACUGAAAUUGUAUUUACAGAAGAAUUUAAUGCCGAUACAAAUCCUUUAAAAGUUCAUAUCGAUUACUUUUUCGAAACUUCUGGAGAACGACAUAUUAUUCAAAUUGAUAAUUUAUGUGCCCCACAAAAAAAUGACACUACGGAAUAUGCUGCUCAGACAUAUGUAUUAAAAUAUUUCGGCAACACUGAUAAAUGUCCAAUAAAAAAGGGAACAAAAGUUACACAUACAAUAGGAAAGCCUUUUACAUGUAACUUAACUGAUCCAGACUGUGGGAGUGAUGAUGGAACAAUAAGUAUGUUUAAGAAAAAUUCAAAAAAAGGCAAUUCACCACUAGUCUUGCUGGUUCAUUAUGGGGCAAAAGUUACUGGUUCCGAUUGUUAAUAAAAAAAAAGUUUAUAAACUGUAAUGUGAAUUAUUUAAUUUUAUUUUUUACAAAAAUUAAUUCUAAAUGGAUAAUAAUUUACUUGGAAUGUUAAAUAUAAGAAUGUUUUUAAUGUACGUAGAGGAGUUGGAGGUUAAUUGUACAAUAAAUUUUAAAAUAUUAAAUAAA